UAUGAACAACGGCUAUUUACAAUACACCUCGCCACCAGAUUGGAAUUUAGACGCCUUUGCAGAUUGGGUUGCUACCAAUCAUUCUGAUGACAAAAAGAAAAUAAUAGACUACAUGAAAAAAAGUCUUGAGAUAUACAGCAACAACAUUCACAUUAACCCAGACGCAAGGCAAAAAGCAGAUGAAUUACUUUAUAAUAUAAAGAAUUGGAAGAGUGACAAGGCUAAGAUCGGUUAUUUCCAGAUAUUAAAGGAUAAGAGGAAAAUAGCUGUGUUACAAGGCGAACAAGAAGCGCUACUAGCUGACAUUGAAUGUUCAGCGAUGCGAAAUCAUACAAAUGCAGCAGUAGCAAUUCAACAACGAAUUGCUGAAAAAUUCAUAGGG
Dentiscutata erythropus is the source of this 382-nucleotide messenger RNA. The record is from the annotation of a GenBank genome assembly. Lineage: Eukaryota; Fungi; Glomeromycota; Glomeromycetes; Diversisporales; Gigasporaceae.